UCAGGGUAACCUCUGUCUCUUUAUUUUGAAAACAAGGGAUGUUGCUCAAUCAGUGUGAGAGUUUCCUGCAGAGAGAGGACAGGGCUUGGUUCACUGGGACAGAAUGGACGUGUCACUGGUUUUAGUGGUGGGACUGAUCCUCAUUCUGCUGGUGCUGCUGGGUCUGAGGAGUGGGGGUCCGGUGAAUCUACCUCCAGGACCCUCAGGCCUCCCCAUCAUUGGAAACCUGCUGCAGAUGGACAAGAAGGCCCCCUUCAAAACCCUGCUCAAACUCAGUGAAAGCUACGGCCCCGUGAUGACCGUGUAUGUGGGCCGGCAGCGUGUUGUGGUUCUGGUCGGGUACGACGCCCUGAAGGAGGCUCUGGUGGACCAAGCAGACGACUUCACGGGCAGAGCACCGAUUCCUUUCCUGUUCAGAGCCACCAAGGGCUAUGGUUUGGCGAUCAGUAAUGGAGAGCGCUGGCGGCAGCUGCGGCGUUUCACCCUGAUGACGCUCAGAGACUUUGGAAUGGGUCGCAAGGGGAUGGAAGCGUGGAUCCAGGAGGAGAGCAGACAUCUGGUGGCACGCCUCACCAGUUUGGAAGGUGCAUCUUUUGAUCCGACCUUCUACAUGAGCUGCACCGUGUCCAACGUGAUCUGCUGCCUGGUGUUCGGUCACUACGACGAUGAGGAAUUCCUCUACCUGCUGCAGACCAUCUCAGAAAACCUGAAGUUUGGCAGCAGUCCCUGGGGUCAGCUGUAUAACGUCUUCCCUCGACUCAUGGAGUGGCUGCCGGGUCGACAGCACAAAGUCUUUGCCAGGCUUGAUGCACUGACAAAGUUUGUCAGGCAAAAGAUCCGUGAGCACGAAGACACGCUGGACCCGAGCUCGCCCAGAGACUACAUCGACUGCUUCCUGCUCAGACUCAGACAGGAAAAGGAUGUUCCCACGACUGAGUUCCACCAUGAGAACCUGGUGGCGACGGUGUUGAAUCUGUAUUUGGCAGGAACAGAAACCACCAGUUCCACCAUCAGAUUUGCACUUAGUGUGUUCAUCAAAUAUCCAAAAGUACAGGAGGAGCUGCAGCAGGAGAUUGACACUGUGAUUGGACAGCAGCGUUGUCCUUAUAUGGAGGACAGGAAGUCCCUCCCCUUCACAGAUGCGGUUAUCCAUUAAAUUCAGCGUGUGAUGGACAUUGUUCCCAUGAACCUCCCUCACUACGCCCUCCAGGACAUCGCCUUCAGGGGCUACACCAUUCCCAAGAACACGUUGAUCAUUCCCUUGUUGCACUCUGUGCUCAAAGAGGAGAAACAGUGGGCGACACCUUGGUCCUUCAACCCGCAGCACUUCCUGGACCACAAGGGCAGCUUUAAGAAAAAUCCUGCGUUCCUGCCAUUUUCUGCAGGAAAGAGAUCUUGUGUUGGAGAGGCCCUGGCUCGCAUGGAGCUCUUCCUCUUCCUGGUGUCACUCCUGCAGCGUUUCACCUUGUCUUGCUCCGGAGGUCCUGACAGCGUCGACCUCAGCCCCGAGUACAGCAGCUUCGCCAACCUGCCCCGAAGGUACGACAUCAUCGCCACGCCGCGGGAAUAAUCUGCUCGUUGGACCUUCGACCUCUGAAAAGUGGAUCAUUCGAUACCAAAGGAAAUAAAUUCCAUGGCAGCAUAAGUCAGGACAGAUGACUUCAUAUUUCUUUUCUCGUGUGCCGAUAACUCUGAUGCUUGCUUGACUUCACCUAAUAGUGUGAGUCCAUGUUUGUAUAUCUUUUGUGUCCGUGUGUCAAAUGUUAACAGAGAGUUUACCAAAGAUUUUAGAGAAGCUUAAUACAUCA
This is a messenger RNA of Limanda limanda (common dab), 1808 nucleotides long. RefSeq names its product cytochrome P450 2F2-like. Gene Ontology annotation, cellular component: cytoplasm; intracellular membrane-bounded organelle. The record is from RefSeq and is a predicted model, not a curated record. Lineage: Eukaryota; Metazoa; Chordata; Actinopteri; Pleuronectiformes; Pleuronectidae. Gene Ontology annotation, molecular function: iron ion binding; oxidoreductase activity, acting on paired donors, with incorporation or reduction of molecular oxygen, reduced flavin or flavoprotein as one donor, and incorporation of one atom of oxygen; heme binding. Gene Ontology annotation, biological process: xenobiotic metabolic process.